GCUCUGGGAGCACGCAGCACGGCGAUCGGCAGUGCGCUGUGUCCCUAGGACACAGCGGAUCACCAAUCCAUGGAAAGAGCCGAAGAUGUCAGCUCGAGGGGACAUGUGCACUGAUCAUCCGGGCACUGAUGAUCAGUGUGCCCUGAUGAGCAAUCUAGCCCCAGCAGUGCCAUCUGUCAGUGUCCAUCAGUGCCAGCUCUCAGUGCUCAUCCAUGUCACCUGCCAGUGCCCAUCAGUGCACAUCAAUGCCACAUAUCAGUGCCCAUCUGAGCUGCCUUUCAGUGUCACCCAUCAGUGCCAGUCAGUGCCACCUAUCAAUGCCAGUCAGUGCUACCUAUCAGUGCCAGUCAGUGACGCCUAUCAGUGUGCAUCAGUGCCGCCUAUCAGUGCCCGUCAGUGCUGCCUAUCAGUACCCAUCAUUGCUCAUCAGUGUGCCCUGAUG
Messenger RNA from Staurois parvus, 442 nucleotides. The record is from the annotation of a GenBank genome assembly. NCBI's taxonomy places the organism in Eukaryota, Metazoa, Chordata, Amphibia, Anura, Ranidae.